GCUGUCAUUUAAUUUUGAGGUUAUUUUAAUCAAAAUAAACAGUGCCUGAUUGAUAAUACGUGUAAUAUUUUAUAUUUAAAUCCAAAACUACAUUCCAAAUAAAGUAAAAAAUGUACAAAUCAAAUAAUUUAACCAGUGACAACUUAAAUAGUUUCACAAGUCUUUUGAAAACAAAAUGGGACGAAAUUCACAACGAAACAGAUAUAUUUCGGUAUAAAAUUGAUGAUUUGGAGGAAAGGAUUGUUGAUGGGAAAUAUUUCCUACAGUUAAACCCAGACCGGCGAUCUAAAAGAAGAACUCCAGAAGAAAUGACCAGUAUUUGUCAACCAUUUGACGAAAAAAAGUUCCAUUUCAAUAAAGUCUCUUCAAAAGAAAUACUCUUUUCUUUGGAAGGCGAAGAUGGAGACUUACACACGGUAUUAGUGAAUGUGAGCCCUAUAUCCAGGUACCAUUCCUUGCUAUGUCCAUCUGUGAAUAGAUGCUUACCUCAGGUGGUAACUCCGGACAGCCUGAAAUUAGUGGUACAGAUCAUGUUCCAAGUUGAAGAUCGAGAUGUAAGAAUUGGAUUCAAUAGCAUUUGCGGUUUUGCAUCUGUCAAUCAUUUGCACUAUCACAUAUUUGUUGAAGAAAAAUCUUUACAUAUAGAAUGUGUGAACUGGCAACACUUCAAAGGGGAAAUGUAUCUCCUGGAUGACGAAUCAACAGUACCUGCAUUUUGUUUUAAAAUACAAAAGGAAUCUUCUAGCCAGACAUUGCAACAAGCUUGGAAAGUUCUAGAAUACUUUUUGGAGAAGUCCAUUGCUCAUAAUAUUCUCUUCACUAAAAGGGGGUUGGGUGGUGAUGAUGUGGUAUAUCUGAUAGUUUGGCCACGGAGGAAUACUUCUGGUGCUAAACAGUUGUCUGCAUUCAAUGUGGCUGUUUUGGAACUUAGUGGCUGGUUCCCUAUAUUUGAUGAAGAAGAAUUCAAGAAUGUUCAAGCAAAAGAUCUUCAGGCAGAAUUAAUGAAAUGGAAAAGGGAUGAUUUUAAAAGUAUUUGUGAAAAUAUUAAAGGUAUAUUGUAAUAAUAAUAGAAAAUUGUAGAUUAUAAAAUCAGUGGUGCAUAAUAAAUUAUUUUAUUCAUGUUAAA
Spodoptera frugiperda (fall armyworm) is the source of this 1126-nucleotide messenger RNA. Its product is annotated as GDP-D-glucose phosphorylase 1. The coding region runs from base 111 to 1061 and encodes 316 amino acids. Gene Ontology annotation, cellular component: cytoplasm. Lineage: Eukaryota; Metazoa; Arthropoda; Insecta; Lepidoptera; Noctuidae. Gene Ontology annotation, molecular function: GDP-D-glucose phosphorylase activity. Gene Ontology annotation, biological process: glucose metabolic process. The transcript is spliced from 6 exons. The record is from RefSeq and is a predicted model, not a curated record.